Molecule: messenger RNA, 1741 nt
Organism: Diospyros lotus (date-plum)
Lineage: Eukaryota; Viridiplantae; Streptophyta; Magnoliopsida; Ericales; Ebenaceae
Product: peptidyl-prolyl cis-trans isomerase CYP40-like
Exons: 9
Coding region: 291-1376 (361 amino acids)
Biological process (GO): protein folding; protein peptidyl-prolyl isomerization
Molecular function (GO): protein binding; peptidyl-prolyl cis-trans isomerase activity
Source: RefSeq, a predicted model, not a curated record
CCGCCAUCGGAUCCAUCAGUCUUCAGUCAGUGGUGGGUACCCCGCGUGGUGUACGUGCUCCUGAAAUGCACUGAACCAAACUCUCCCCUAACGCAAAUCCAGACAAAUGCGCAAGCUUUGCACCGCGUACCAUAGCAAGCACCAAUCGGCAGCGCAUUGUAGUCAAAUCACUCGCAGGCGCUGCUUGCAGUUCAAAACGAAAUGAAAAGCCGGGUUUAGGGCUUCUCCGUUGUCUCCGCGUCUUGUGAUUGAGAAUUAGAGAGUUGCAGGGGAUUUGAAAGGGAGCGAAAAUGGUGAAUCCGAGGUGCUUCUUGGACAUAAGCAUUGGAGGCGAGAUUGAAGGAAGGAUAGUGGUGGAGCUUUACAGAGAUGUUGUGCCUAAAACCGCCGAGAACUUCAGGGCGCUCUGUACCGGCGAGAAGGGCAUUGGCCCUAACACCGGUGUUCCCCUCCAUUUCAAGGGAUCCUGUUUCCAUCGAAUCAUAAAAAGUUUUAUGAUACAAGGUGGGGAUAUAUCUGCUGGGAAUGGAACUGGUGGUGAAUCCAUCUAUGGCUUGAAGUUCGAAGAUGAGAAUUUUGACUUGAAGCAUGAAAGAAAAGGAAUGCUGUCAAUGGCUAAUACUGGUUUUAAUACGAAUGGAUCUCAAUUUUUUAUAACUACAACUCGAACCUCUCAUCUAGAUGGAAAACAUGUUGUUUUUGGGAAAGUAAUCAAAGGGAUGGGGGUAGUUCGUUCGAUUGAGCAUGUGAAUACAGGUGACAAUCAUUAUCCAACCCUUGAUGUGAUAAUUGUGGACUCUGGAGAACUUCCUGAGGGAGCUGAUGAUGGGGUAUCUAACUUCUUCAAAGAUGGUGAUACUUACCCUGAUUGGCCAGCUGACCUUGAUGUGAAACCAGAAGAAGUUUCUUGGUGGAUGACGGCUGUGGACGCCAUCAAAUCUUUGGGAAAUGAACAGUACAAGAAACAAGAAUAUAAAGUGGCUCUUAGGAAGUAUCGGAAAGCUUUGCGCUACCUGGAUGUAUGCUGGGAGAAGGAUGAAAUUGAUGAAGAGAAAAGCUCAUGCUUGAGGAAGACAAAGUCUCAGAUUUUUACAAAUAGCUCUGCAUGCAAAUUGAAAUUAGGAGAUCUGAAAGGAGCAUUACUGGACACAGACUUGGCCAUGCGUGAUGGAGAAGAUAAUGUAAAAGCUUUAUUUCGCCAAGGCCAGGCACGCAUGGCACUUAAUAAUGUAGAUGCUGCAGUUGAAUGUUUCAAGAAAGCAUUGGAGUUGGAACCAAAUGACGGUGGUAUAAAGAAAGAGCUUGUUGCAGCAAAGAAGAAGAUUGCUGAUAGACGUGAUCUGGAGAAAAAGGUUUACUCAAGAAUGUUUCAGUAAAGCUCGGGCAAUGACAUGGUACAUUGCAUACCUUGCAUCUUCAGGUGCACAUGCUAGAUCAUAUAGACCCUGGUUCAGGCUUCUACAUAUGCUGACUGUGAUUGGCUUUAGGGGAGGACUCAGGUAGGUACUGGGAUGAAGCUCUGUUAAUCAAAACCCGAUAAGGAGACUUCAGUUCAAAUCCCGUCAAGUUACCUAUAUGUAUAUAGACAUGUAUUCAUAACAGAAGUUGCAGUAUGAUCCGUUUUAAAAUUAUAUUUCUUUAUCCUACAUUUUCCAUAAUUCAAUAAAAUGGAGUCAAUAUCCACAAAGCUCUGGAUGGCCAUGUCUACACUUGCUUUUCUCUUAAUUGUCUGACUGAGUUC